UAACAAUUAUCCAUGGACAUGCACCGCUCCAUCCAACUCAAUUCCCUUCCUUAAUGCGCACUCCAUCCCUCCGAUAUCAACCCAGCCCAGCUCGAUCGAAGCGCCAGCGGCAUGCGAUGAGGGCCGGAGACAGCAGGAUGGAGGCCGACCACCACCACCACCGCCACCACGUGAACCAGAGGGCGGCUGAGGCGGGCGCGGGUCAUCAUCACCGCCAUGGGAGGAACGACAGGCGGCGGUACCCGGAGGACGACAGGCAGCGGAGCUCGCCGUUGGUGUGGAUGGCGGUGAUCCUGUGCACGCUGCUGGCCAUCGGCAUCAUCGUGGUGGGCGCCGCGGUGUUCGCCGUCUACCUCAUCUACAAGCCCCACAUGCCGUACAUGGUGGUGACCAACGCGUACCUCCAGCAGCUGGACUACAGCCCCGCCGACGGCGUCAUCCGCGACAUCCAGGUCAGGGCCGACGUGCUGGCCAGGAACACCAACUCCAAGGUCAACGCCUCCUUCUCCAGCUUCAACAUCGACGUCAAGUUCCACGGCACCACCCUGCUGCAGCUGCGGGCCGAGACCUUCAGCGUCGCCCGGGAGAGCUCCGUGACGCUGCCCUACAGCGGGGCGUCGCGCGGGGCGAAGCUGGACCUCGCCGGGAUGCGGGCCAUGGAGGAGGCGCUCAGGUCCAGGGUGGUGCCCAUCACCCUGUCCGGCAAGGCGCGCACCCGGUGGAGGAUGGGCAUCUUCCUCAAGGUCGCCUUCUGGACGCGCCUCAACUGCCCCCUCAGCUUCAGCUACCCCCCCGGCAGCGUCAUGGCCAUCGACCACGACACCUGCCGCUCCAGGUCGCCGUAGCACACUGCUCCUCCUCGGGCUCUGCUUCGCCCUCCUCCUCUGCUCCGCCCUGCUCUGCUCUGCUUAGCCCGCCAAUGGCGUAUCUGCUAUUCAUUAUAGGUUCAUUCGUGGUAGCGACAGGAACGUACAUAUGCAAUUCGUAUACAGGCAUCCCCGCAGAAGAAAAUUACUUAUAAAUGGAAACAAUGCCGGUAGUAGAGUAUGUAAAUAGCCGCCGCUGCGAGGAAAACUAUCUGUAGCCAGGCUAAUUUGUGGUUCUGUACAGUACAUAUAUUGCGUAUGGAACAGUUCAAAGUUCAA
Molecule: messenger RNA, 1145 nt
Organism: Triticum aestivum (bread wheat)
Lineage: Eukaryota; Viridiplantae; Streptophyta; Magnoliopsida; Poales; Poaceae
Exons: 1
Coding region: 54-845 (263 amino acids)
Biological process (GO): defense response to other organism
Cellular component (GO): plasma membrane
Source: RefSeq, a predicted model, not a curated record